AUGAAGAGCCGGACCGCAGAUGGCUCUUCGAAUGGAUGGCCUCCCCUUACCCAUCUAUCCAAGAGUCCUCUGCCUCUGACUCUCCCCGAGUACCAGCGUUAUGGGCGUCAAAUGAUCCUCCCUUCCUUUGGUCUCGAGGGACAGCUCAAGCUGCGCAAGGCUAAAGUACUCGUCGUGGGUGCAGGAGGGCUCGGCUGUCCGGCAGUACAGUACCUCGCUGCUGUCGGUGUCGGCCACAUCUCAGUCAUGGACCACGAUUCCGUAGAGAGGUCGAAUCUGGCGAGACAGAUUUUGCAUACAGAGGAACGUAUCGGGAUCAGCAAGGCAGAGAGUAUUCAGGACGCUGUGAAAGACAUCAAUCCUCAUGUCACAGUAGAACCACUUGUGGAGGCUUUGACGGCGUCCAAUGCGCUCUCCUACGUUGGCUCUCAUGACUUGACGCUAGAUUGUACGGACAAUCCCCUCACCCGCUACCUCAUCAAUGAUGCGGCAGUCUUGGCUGACAAGAUGGUGGUAUCUGGCGCUGGACAGAGCUACGAAGGUCAAAUCAUGACUCUGCAUCGCCAUUUGUCACCAGAAGGAAGGGGCCCAUGCUAUCGCUGCGUUUUUCCAUCCUCUCCCAAGCCGUCGGAGGUGACCAAUUGCGAAGACUCUGGCGUGCUGGGCACCGUCACUGGGCUUGUUGGAACCUUGCAAGCCAUGGAGACUAUCAAGCUCAUCGUCGGUCUGGGAGAUGCAGAAGAGCGACCAACGAUGCUUCUUGUCAGUCCCCUCAGCACUACUCCCUUCAGGACGGUCAAGAUUCGGCCGAGAAGAGAGGAUUGUGCCGUUUGUGGUGACAAGAGCAAUGGCGGCGGGCGGAUCACGUCGCUGGAAGAUGAGGACUAUGUCGCCUUUUGUGGGCUUGCGACCGCCGGUCAACAGCCACAGAAGGGUGAGCUAGGCAGAGAAGAGACAGCUAAGCAGCUUGCUCAGGCGAAGCGUGGACCGGACGUGCUCGUGGAUGUUCGGACGGAGGAAGAGUUUAGUAUCACCAAGCUGCAGGGCGCCACGAACGUCCCGUACUCUGACAUCCGCAGAGAUCCUUCGCAAGCCCUGUCUUCCAUUGAGACCCUGUUACGUGCCUCUCCUUCCAGCAGCCGGCAACUCGUACACCUCGUCUGCACAAGAGGCAAUGAUUCUCGUCUGGCUUCCUCUCUCCUGACAGCAGAGAACCGCAAGAGGCAGGGUCGUCAGAUCGACUUUGUCAAUGUCAAGGGAGGACUCAGAGCAUGGCAGCAAGAAGUCGACGAGGGCUUUCCCAAUUAUUGGGGUGGAAGUGGAUUCAAGGGCCCUGUUGUCAUCCCACAAGGCGAGACAAGACGGCGCAACCAGGUCGUCCCGACUUCUGUCCCAGCGGCAGAGCCCACUUUGAUUGCCUCCAGCAGCGCCAUCGCGCCUCAUCUCAACGGCAAGACUCGGCGACUGUCCCUGUCCAACGGUGAACAGGCCUCCUCCUCCUCCUCCUCCUCCUCCUCCUCCUCUUCUAUCUCAUCGACGUCGUCGUCUGAUGAAUCGGAAUUGAGUAUGAUUGCUCAUCUGGAGGACCAGAUUGAUCGCCUGGUCGCCGCUCGUACGCGGGUGAAGCUGGAGCAGUCCUUGGGUGCGAGCUUGCCAGAGCUGCCCAGCGCGUUGGCUGCUUUGUGGAGACUAGGUGAGUGA
Messenger RNA from Microstroma glucosiphilum, 1701 nucleotides. RefSeq lists its product as hypothetical. Gene Ontology annotation, molecular function: URM1 activating enzyme activity; adenylyltransferase activity; thiosulfate-cyanide sulfurtransferase activity. Gene Ontology annotation, biological process: protein urmylation; tRNA wobble position uridine thiolation. Bases 1 to 1701 code for a protein of 566 amino acids. NCBI's taxonomy places the organism in Eukaryota, Fungi, Basidiomycota, Exobasidiomycetes, Microstromatales, Microstromataceae. Gene Ontology annotation, cellular component: cytoplasm; cytosol. The transcript has 2 exons. The record is from RefSeq and is a predicted model, not a curated record.